UUUCCCGGAUUUUGGUCAACCCAGCCUACCGCGUUCCACUACUAUUUACGUUCAUCUUCAAAUGCCGUAAAUGAACUUCGUCAGGUUCUAAUGAACACUCUACUUUCUGCAGAGGGUUUGAUCAUUCUUCGUCUACCGCCAUCACUUCUAUCAGACCUCAUCAAUAUCACCACCGAACUUGGCUUCAAUACACAUCCUCGGAAGUCCGUUACGGCUAAGAAUCCGAUUCUACUACUGGCCAUCACCGAUACUCUGAUCUUUCCUGAGGAACCAACCAAACUUCGAUCUUGCCCAGGAAUCUUUCCAUUCCUGGCUGAUAUUCAAAGCGCCUCCUCCUAUAUGCGCCGUUGUUUACGUCAGCGUUUCUCCCAGUUCGCCUUUCAAUGUUUGGAUGUCACCAAUCUCUCUAACAACACUACAGAACUCGAUGCACUCACAGAGGUCAUUGAAUGGCUCCCAGAAUUUUGGCUACGUUGUAUGACCACAUCAGCGUGGAACAGUCUCUCUAAUUCAGAGGACAACACAACCUCUACUUUCACCUUCGUUCUCUCUCCUUUCAGGCUUCUCGCCUGUCCGUUAACUCUUAAAGCCUCGUCCCUGUGGUUCGGGGAAGUCUGCGACUCUGAGGGUAUCUUUCGCAAACUGGGAGAGUCGAAUGGUGAUCUAAUGAGAUGGCUUGCAGCUACCUGGCCAUGGCCAAAUGAAAAGUUGCCAUUUGUAUUCGCUCCGUUUGACCAUUCUACUGGUGGACUACAUCUUGAUCCAAUCAUGACUUCUUCAAACGCCUCUAUGGCAUCCUCGUCGAUGCUUAUGUAUGAUUCAAGUGCAUCACUACCGACUUUGUUGUCAUCCAAUGCCAAUAGUACCACUGGACGCUGUAUACGAAUAACCCCUCCCUGUCCCAUUUUAAGACGAUAG
Molecule: messenger RNA, 918 nt
Organism: Rodentolepis nana
Lineage: Eukaryota; Metazoa; Platyhelminthes; Cestoda; Cyclophyllidea; Hymenolepididae
Source: the annotation of a GenBank genome assembly